AUGGCGGCGGCGACCAAGACGAGCGCGGGCCAGCGCGCCGAGCGCUUGAAGCAGCAGGCGGUGCAGCUCUCGGCCGAGAAGGCCGCCAACCAGAAGGUGCUGCAGCACUACGCCAAAACGGUGUACUUCAACGACCUGUGGGUCUCCUUCCUGAGCAAGAUGGCGGGGCUCGUGGCGCUCAUGAGCUACCUCGAGGUGCAGCGCAUGCGCCACAGCCCGCGCGGCCUCGGCUUCAUCGCCGGCUUCGAGGCGCUGUCCGUGCUCAUCGGGGCCAGCACGGUGCUGUUCAUCCGGCGGUGGGUCAACCCGCUGCUGGCCUUCAAGGUGGCCUUCGCCUUCUCGCUGCUGCAGGGCUUCUGGUUCGUGGUCAGCUUCUACUCGCGCUUCAUGGAGCUGCCCCGCCAAGCGGGCGACCUGCUGGCCGAGCAGAUCCCCUUCGGCCUCGUCUACUUCGUCGUGUGCUGGGUCUCGGACCGCUUCAUGAUGCGCUCGCAGGACAUCGCCAAGCAGACCGCCAACGACAUGCGCGCCGUGCUCAAGGGCAAGGCCGCCGAGGACCCCGAUUGGGCCGACGUCGUCAAGAUCCCGCAAGAUGACGGCCCGGACCCCAUCGUGAGCAUCGCGUACCCCGCCGACUUCACGGAUGUCAUGGACUGCUUCCGCGGCGUGCUCAAGAUCAACGAGUAUAGCGAGCGCACGCUGGCGCUGACGCUGGACGUGAUCGAGGCCAACCCGGCCAACUACACGGUCUGGUACUUCCGGCGCCGCGUGCUGGAGGCGCUGGGCUCGGACCUCAAGCCGGAGCUGCAGUUCACGGCCGACAUGGCGCUGCAGAACCCCAAGAACUACCAGAUCUGGCACUACCGCCGCGAGAUCUGCAACAUGAUGCGCGACGGCAGCGAGGAGAAGGCGCUGUGCGAGGCCUCCAUCGACAUCGACUCGAAGAACUACCACGCGUGGGCGCACCGCCAGUGGGCGGUCAAGACCUUCGGGCUCUGGGACGGCGAGCUCGAGUACGUCGACAAGCUGCUGCUCGAGGACGUGCGCAACAACUCGGCGUGGAACUACCGCUGGUUCGUGCUGAGCAACACGUCGGGGCUGGCCACGGCCGCGGACCGUCAGCGCGAGGUCGACUACGCGCUGGAGAAGGUCUCCAUCGCGGUUCACAACGAGAGUCCGUGGAACUACAUCCGUGGACUGAUCCGCGGCCAUGAGGCUGCGUUUGCGGCUCAGCUCAAGGAGAAGGCGCAGAACAUUCUGACAGCUACACCGGACUGCAUCUUCGCCGCGGGCUUGCUGGUGGACUUGUACGCGAAGGAAGGCACGGACGACACGGUCGCAUCGGCCACGAAACUGCUGGAGACACUCAUGAACGAGACAGACCGCGUGAGGAAGGCCUACUGGCAAUUCCGCCUCACCACGCUCAAGCGGCGCGCUUAGAGCGGAUGUUUGCCUUGUUGUCCUCAGCAGAAACCACUUUGUAGGUAGGCGCUAAUCUCUGCACUAUGAACAAGUCUGAGUAGCACGACGGCUAUCAACACGAAACAGGCACGGCU
Molecule: messenger RNA, 1556 nt
Organism: Phytophthora sojae
Lineage: Eukaryota; Oomycota; Peronosporomycetes; Peronosporales; Peronosporaceae
Exons: 3
Coding region: 1-1440 (479 amino acids)
Biological process (GO): protein geranylgeranylation; protein farnesylation
Cellular component (GO): CAAX-protein geranylgeranyltransferase complex; protein farnesyltransferase complex; cytoplasm
Molecular function (GO): CAAX-protein geranylgeranyltransferase activity; protein farnesyltransferase activity
Source: RefSeq, a predicted model, not a curated record